AUGAAUUCAGUGGAGGAUUUCUUUGUGACCAGGACAGCAUAUCAUAAACUCACGGCCGCUUGGGGCUCCAACUACUCAAAGAUCAUUAUGAUGCUUGGUACUGGUGUCGGUGAUAUACUGGCAUGUGCAAGACUUGCUUAUAAGCUCUACCAGGAGCUGUCUGAAACAAAUGGCUUCUUUAGAGAGUACCGAACUAUAUCUUCACGGCUUCUUACUGUCCAUAAAGCCCUACUUCAGGUGGAACAACUCAGGGCGGCUAAUCAGUUGACUCAAUCGACCUUGAAUGCCAUUCGCUUCUUGGCGAGCAAGAUGAGCGAGGCCAUCAAUGGUUUUGUAAACAGAUUAGAAGGUCUUCGUGCAUCUCAAGCUGGAUGGUCUGGAUUGGCACUGAAGGAUAUCUUCUCACCGGGUAAACCAUCAUCAGAGAUGACAGAUGAGGUUAUUUUAUCUAAUAUAUGCUGUUGA
Aspergillus luchuensis is the source of this 465-nucleotide messenger RNA. RefSeq lists its product as uncharacterized. Lineage: Eukaryota; Fungi; Ascomycota; Eurotiomycetes; Eurotiales; Aspergillaceae. The record is from RefSeq and is a predicted model, not a curated record. Bases 1 to 465 code for a protein of 154 amino acids. The transcript has a single exon.